Molecule: messenger RNA, 5880 nt
Organism: Lineus longissimus
Lineage: Eukaryota; Metazoa; Nemertea; Pilidiophora; Heteronemertea; Lineidae
Product: protein transport protein Sec24C-like
Exons: 21
Coding region: 162-3896 (1244 amino acids)
Biological process (GO): endoplasmic reticulum to Golgi vesicle-mediated transport; intracellular protein transport; COPII-coated vesicle cargo loading
Cellular component (GO): endoplasmic reticulum exit site; COPII vesicle coat
Molecular function (GO): zinc ion binding; SNARE binding
Source: RefSeq, a predicted model, not a curated record
UUGACAAAAUCACCGCCAAAUAUCAGUCAAAAACAACUAAUCCGUACUUGAUAUCGGUAAAUAUUGUGUUAUAUAUCAUAUUCCAUCAACGGAGAAACGACGUACCGAAAACGACGAUUGUGUGCCCUGUUUUACAGAACUUCGCCUAGGACAUCAAUGUUAUGAAUCCAGCAUAUGGCAGUGCUAACCCUGGCCCACCAGGGCCUGGUGGUAUGAUGGGCCAGAGACCUCCGCAACCUGGUCAGAUGUACAACGGUCCAGCACCUCAGAGACCAUCUGGUCCCCCUCCAGGUCAGUAUGGGGCACCACAAAUGAAACCAGGAAUGCCACCCCAGCAGUUUGGUGGUCAGCCUCCUCAACAGAAUGGCAGUAUGUACCCAGGGCCACAAGGGGAUCAGUACGGUGCUCAGAGAGGGCCGGGCCCACAGCAGAGACCUCCUGGCCCAGGGCAAUUUCCAGGCUCUCCAAUGGCUGCCCCCGGCCAGCAGCAAAUGAGAGGUGGCCCACCAACCUCUAUGAUGGGAGGACCGCCGUCGUCAACGGGUCAGAUGACAAAUCAGAUGAAUGCAAUGAAUAUAUCUGGAGGACCUCCUAGACCAGGACAGACAGUCGGAGCACCAAACAGUAUGCCACCUCAACAAGGGAUGGGCCAGAGAAUGCCACCGUCGAGUAUGGCAGGCCCUCCUGGAUCUGGAGGCAUGAUGGGCCCUCCGAAGCAAGGUAUGCCUGGCCAACGGCCUCCUGGACCAAGACCUGGGCCUCCAGGCAUGGGUAUGCCUCCUUCAUCCAUGGCUGGUAUGCCUCCUAACUCCAUGGGUAGUAUGCCACCAAACUCCAUGAGGGGAAUGCCGCCAUCGUCAAUGUCUAGCAUGCCACCUACGAGUGGCAACAUGCCUUCAUCCAUUGGAAUGCCGCCUGCUAGUGGCAGCAUGCCGCCUACAUCUGGUGGAAUGCCACCACAAAUGGGAGGGAUGCAACCUCCAAUGGGAGGAAUGCAACCUCCUAUGGGUGGGUCUCAACCUCCUAUGGGUGGAAUGCAGCGGGGUGGUCAGCCACCUCUAUCAAGGCCACCAGGACCGGGAAUGCCGCCCAUGUCAGGGUCAAUGCCACCAGGACAAGGAAUGCCACCAACCUCUCAGUACAACCAGAACGCUGCUCCAAUUAUGUAUGGUCAACAGGGACAACCGGGAGUCCUACCAACCACCCCCACUGGAAUGCCACCCAUGCAGAAUCAGGGACAGCCACCGCUGCCUGGACAGCCCCCAAUGCCAGGACAAGGGCAGCCACCAAUGCCAGGACAAGGGCAGCCACCAAUGCCAGGACAAGGGCAGCCACCAAUGCCAGGACAAGGGCAGCCACCAAUGCCAGGACAAGGGCAGGCCCCAAUGCCAGGACCGGGAGGCCAGUAUCCUCAAUUCUCUAAUCAAGCCAGGCCUGCGCAACAACCACAGCAGCCUAGGAGACUAGACCCUGACCAGAUGCCUAGUCCGAUCCAGGUAAUAGAAGAUGACCGUCGGAAUCGGGGUGGUGUAUUCCAGACGAAUUCCCGCGGCCAGGUACCACCUCUGGUUACCACAGACUUCCAUACGGAAGAUGCUGGGAAUGCAAAUCCACGAUUCAUCCGCUCGACCAUGUAUAAUCUACCAUGUACCCAGGACAUGCAGAAGGAGUGCCAUAUACCAAUCGCUAUGACAAUUACACCGUUCGCUAGGCUGGAUGAUAAGGAGCGACCUUUACCACUGGUUGAUCUUGGUGAGAUGGGACCUGUACGUUGCAAUAGAUGUAAAGCUUAUAUGAAUCCAUACAUGCAGUUCAUUGAUGGCGGCCGCAGAUUCCAGUGUUGUUUCUGUACAUGUUCAACAGAAGUCCCGGCUGAGUAUUUUGCUCAUUUGGAUCAUACCGGUAGAAGAGUGGAUAGUUAUGACCGGCCAGAACUUUGUCUAGGAUCCUAUGAGUUUGUAGCCACUAAAGAAUAUUGUAGGAAUAACCAAACUCCCAAACCACCAGCAUUUGUGUUUAUGAUCGAUGUCUCCUACAAUGCAGUCAAAAGUGGCCUGGUUCACCUGAUCUGUGAGCGACUCAAGGAUGAUGUGCUCAUUAAUUUACCAAAGGAAAGUGGUAUGGAGGAGUCUGAAAUCCGUGUUGGGUUUGCCACGUACAGCAAUGUCAUCCAUUUCUACAACGUGAAGGGCUGCCUUGCCCAGCCGCAGAUGUUAGUUGUCUCGGAUGUCCAGGAUGUGUUUGUACCACUUGUUGAUGGAUUCCUGGUCAAGCUAUCCGAGUCGGAAGCUGUUAUUGACAGCCUGCUAGAACAAAUUCCUGCGAUGUUCCAAGAGACGAGAGAAACUGAGACCAUCCUUGGCCCUGUGAUCCAGGCUGGUCUUGAUGCCCUCAAGUCCGCUGACUGUACUGGCAAGCUGUUCCUCUUCCACACCUCCCUCCCACUGGCCGAGGCACCUGGCAAACUCAAGAAUCGUGACGACAGGAAACUCCUUGGUACUGAGAAAGAGAAGAGCUUGCUAUCGCCCGUCGAUAUGGUGGGCAAACUAGGCCAAGACAGUGUUACUACAGCACUUGUUGGGACCAUUCUAUCACCAAGCACCAACUUCUACACCAAGCUCGGCCAGGACUGUGUGGCUGCCGGAUGUGCUGUUGAUAUGUAUUUAUUCCCCAACUCUUACAUAGAUGUCGCUACAAUCAGUGAAGUUUGCAAGCUCACCGGCGGACAGAUUUCCAAAUACACCUACUUCCAGGCAGACUUGGACGGGGAUCGCUUCAUUGAGGAUUUAAAGAAUAACGUGCAGCGUCCGAUUGCGUUUGAUGCGAUAAUGAGAGUACGGACCAGCACAGGUAUUCGGCCCACUGAUUUCCUUGGAAACUUUUACAUGUCAAAUACGACUGACGUUGAGCUGGCCACCAUGGACUGUGACAAGGCAAUCAGCGUAGAAAUCAAACAUGAUGACAAGCUAUCAGAGACAGAUGGAGCAUACACACAGGUUGCUGUGUUAUAUACCAGUACUACUGGCCAGAGGAGACUGCGUGUGCAUAAUAUGGCAUUUAACUGUUGCACGAUGAUGGCUGACUUAUUCAGAAAUGUGGAGACCGAUGCACUUAUCAACAUUUUGGCUAAACAAGCAAUCCGUACUGUUUUGAGCAGUGGUCCAAAGCAGGUUCGGGAACACAUCAUGAACAUGUGUGCUAACAUCUUAGGCUGCUACCGGAAAAAAUGUGCCAGUCCUUCAUCUGCGGGACAACUGAUCUUACCCGAGUGUAUGAAGCUGCUGCCAUUGUAUACGAACUGUGUAAUCAAGAGUGACGGGCUGCAAGGGACUGGCCCAGUGCAGACAUUCUCCCCACUGACUGCUGAAGCUGCUGACAUCUCUACAGACGACCGCAGCUACCUGAUGCAUCUCAUCAACAGCAUGGAUGUGUCGGCAUCUUGUGCCUUCUUUUAUCCCAGGCUCAUGCCACUGCAUGAUGUUGACAUUGGCUCAAGGAUUGUUCCAACAGGGAUCAGGUGUUCAGUCGACCGGUUACAGGAAGACGGAGCAUACUUGCUUGAAAAUGGAAUAUCGAUGUUCUUGUGGCUUGGCCAUAACAUCAAUCCCCAAUGGGUUCAUGAUGUGUUUGGUGUGCAGUCACUCGCUCAGAUUGACAUCGAUAAGGGCCUCUUACUAGAACUUGAUAAUCCACUGUCACAGAGAAUUCGAGGAAUUGUUCACAAAAUACGAAAAGAAAGAAAUAGGUUUAUGAAGAUGACGAUAGUGCGACAGCGGGACAAACUAGAACCGUGGUUCCAACACUUCUUGGUCGAGGACCGAGGGAAUAACGGCACAGCAUCAUACGUGGAAUAUCUCUGUCAUAUACACAAAGAAAUACGCAACUUGAUGAGCUGAGCAUGGACAGUGUCAGGUUUAAAAAGACAGUGAACGUCACUGAUGGACAAGAUCAGAUGGAGUGCCUGGAGUCCCCUGUUGCCUUGUGGAGCGAUGGGGGUGUGGUGGGAUGGAUGGCUGGGCAGUCUGAUGUGACACCAUGUAACAUUCAGUGGGGAACUCUCCAGAUUACCCCUCUCGUCGAGUUGUGGUAUGUGGGGCAUCUUGGCACAUCUAGUCUAGUGAUAACUACAUUCAAUGACAUGUCGGAUAUACCAUCUUGUGCUAAAAUCUUAUUCAGUGGGAAAUGUUUGUUUUUGGUGGCGGUAACAAAUAAUGAAUCAUCGUAUAUCUGAAAACCAUGUUCACCACAUCCAUCUGUGUUUAUAUUGAGUUGGUUAUGUCUUGUUAUGAUUCUUGUGCAGCCACCUUCCAGGUUGGAGAUUUCACCUUUUUUUACGCUGUGGCCAUUUGACAGUAAGUUGCACACAGUUUUGGACAAGAAUAUGUAAUGCCUCAUGUGAACUUAAACAGAUAUUUAACCCCUGAAUAUUUCCCUCCUGCCGACCAUUUUCAUGACACUCCAGAUUUUGUUUACAAUUUGCAGUGAUGCUGCACGCUAUAUUGUAUUUAUUGAUAAAUUGUGAUUAUUGGAAACAAUGGGUUUUCUUGCUACGUACAUUUUUCCUUUCCUUUUGGGGAUUGUGGGAGCUGAAUGAGUGUGUUGUAAUGUUAGUAAAUGGAAUGAAAUGUUUUGGUUCAUUUCUGUUUGUUUUCUGUAAAGCAGGCCAUAUGAUACUGGGCUUGUUUGUUAUGAUAUGUACAUGACGAUGUCAUCAAGCAAAGCAGACCAUAUGAUACAGGGCUUGUUCGUUAUGAUAUGUACAUGACAAUGUCAUCAAGCAAGCUGUUCUUACUCGAAUCAAAAUCUUAAUUUCCUAGAGGAACUGUUUUUCAGUCCUGUGUGUUUCGGCUUGAUUUGACGAUGGCAUUCCAUUUCUAAUGGCCAUAUGGUCAGACUAUCUCCAGACAUGUCCUACAUGUAUCAUCUCAGCUUGCUCCAUCAUUACUUUCUAACUAUGCAUGAGCUUGUAUCACCUGUUACUACACUGAGUAUAUUUCAUUAGAAUACUGAAAACAAAAAAAGAGGUUAACCAAUUAUCUUUGUUGUCAUGGGUCAUGGAAUAUGCCGCCACUCGCGUGUAUUAUAGUGUACAGUUUAUUUGUAGGUUAUUUCUCAUUGUACAUGUGUAUCUCAUAAGUUUAAUGUAUUUUGGUGCUGUUUAGAGUUAAUUUGAUGGGUGAUGCUGUGAGAGCCAGGAUGUGGGGAGUCAUGAAGUAGAAGGUGGAUGGACUACCUCUGGCAGUGGCUCAAUAAGGGCCUCACAUUGAAACAUUCUCUUUUCCUCCUAGCUAUUCAACAGUCUUGAAAGCAGUAUGCCCCAUUGGCACUUUCAGAGUCCUCUCUAUUUGAAGUUCCAGAUGUUAAAAUUGUAUGUGAUCAAUUAUUUUGUAUGAAGCAAGUCAACCUAUAUGUGCAGUGUACCGGGGUGUGUGAAGGAAUGACCAAAGAGUGGCUACUGCUCUCUAGAGACCAUCGAACCCGGGCUUAUUUUACUAAAAAGCAAUCCAAGAGUGUUGCCUCUUACAGUUUCAUGUACUGUGUCUGUAUCAGCUGAGACCAAUGGAACCUGAUAUCAAUCCACAAAGGCCAUUGUAGUGUGUGCACACUAAGGGUCUCACCUAUCUCUUGUCUUAAAGGUGCUGCUAUCAACCGGACAACAAAUCUCUACAAGGCUUGUACAGUCAACUUAGUCUGAAAUGAAACCCAGAGCUUAUUAUCUGCACGAUGUUCAGUUGUUUUUCCUUGGUUCAGGUUGAAUUGUCUUUAUUCCAGUCAGUUGAAGACAGCUCAGACUACCUAGUAUUUGAACAGGCUUUCUUCAUCAAAUAGUGUCAAUAUUUCAUCUGUACAUUUUAAAUUAAAAAUGCUAAAAAUAAAUGA